This is a messenger RNA of Mercenaria mercenaria, 4067 nucleotides long. Its product is annotated as piggyBac transposable element-derived protein 4-like. The coding region runs from base 1046 to 2689 and encodes 547 amino acids. The transcript has 2 exons. NCBI's taxonomy places the organism in Eukaryota, Metazoa, Mollusca, Bivalvia, Venerida, Veneridae. The record is from RefSeq and is a predicted model, not a curated record.
AUCAAAACAAUAAACUGACAGCUAAAAUUGAAAAAAAAACAGCAUUUUAACGUGACUGAUUUGCUUUAAAGGUAUAUAAAUUCACAUUUACAAGGAGCUAAACAUGAUUUGUUUCUGUAUGAAAUGUGCUAGUUUGAUAACAGGUAGAAUUAUAGCAAUAAGGCGAUUGAUCACUGAUUUUGUCCAGAAAUGAUACAUUGUCGGCGUCAAAAGUACUUAUUUUCUUGCUUGAAGAAUGGCCUAUAUGUAAAUUCCACUGUUUCAUGGAUAAAGAUACAAUAGUUUGGUAAAAUAAAAUAAUAGCAUUGAUAAAUUCUCGAAUUUGUUUAUAACCGUAAAGGAAAGAAGAUUCGGUGUUAUUUCCUAACUAUAUGCAUGCUUGCUUAAUUUCUGUACACGUGCUUGCGAGUUUGGUAAAAAGACUGUAUGCCUGUUUGUGAGUGACUUCUUUCCUAUGCUCCUGUAGUAUUUCUUCAUAUUUAGAACCCGCAAACUAUGUUUGAAGGAGGGUGGUAUAAAGCAGUCACCAUGCGGUCUGUCUGUUUGUAUAUGCGUCCUCAUAUAUUUGGUCGUGCAAUUACUUAAAUGCUAUUGCACCUACCUCAUUCAAACUUUUGAUACAAACAUCGGCCAUAUGUAUUUAAUGUCCAUCUUAUUACUUUCCUUUUCCUUCUUAACUCAUUAUGCCCGCACGACGCAUUAAUGCGUCGUCCGAUUCUUAUCGGUAUAUCGCGUGCCACAUCUAAGCGGUGUUGUAAACUACCUCUGGAUACCGCAUGCCGCGUACAUGCGUCGUCACAGUAGUAGCUCUGAAUUCCGCGUGACGCAUUGAGUCGUCACAUUUUAUUGGUCUUUUGAUAAACGCUUUAAGUUCUUUCUAUCAAAUUGGACCAAUCAAAAUUUUUGUUACGUAACAUUCAUGAGACAUUACAUAAAAUGGCGGAUGAUGUGAAAUAAAUGUUUUCGUACUGGAAGCUGUAAAAACGAGCGUAGUUUUAACAGAAAAUUAAUACUCUAGUGAUUUCUCCAAGCCUGAAUAUUCAAUAUGGAUGAUUCUGUAAUUGAUUUUAGUGACAGUGAUUUCUCAGAGUUUGAGUCGGACGAUGAUGUGCCUCUAGCGGAUUUGAUUCGUAAUUUUGAUGACAGUUCUGAUUCGGACGGUAGUGGAAGUGAAAGCGAAGACCAGAACAAUGACACUUGGUCAGUAAAUGACAAAACACCACGCCCAAAGAGGCCAUUUAUUGGGCCUGAACCGGGACCUACCACUUUACUGAGCCCUGAUGAUAAAGAAUGGGACUUUGUUGAGCUUUUCUUUCCAGUAAUGUUGAUUGAGCUUCUUGUCAAACAGACCAAUCUGUAUGCCAGUCAGAAACAAUCCAGGAAGCCGGAUCCUUCAUGGCGACAAGUGACAUUUGUUGAAAUGAAGGCAUGGUUGGGAAUCUGCGUGUACAUGAGCAUUAUUCAGUUACCACAGACUCAGAUGUACUGGUCUACAGACAAGACCUUUGGUAAUUUGUCCAUCAGGAAAGUGAUGAAACGUGACCGAUUUAUGAAAAUCCUGCAGUACUUUCAUGUAAAUGAUCGAUCAAAGAUGCAACCAAGGGGUCAUCCAACUUAUGACAAACUUUUUCUUGUGCGACCUAUUCUGGAUGAAGUUAGGAAAUUGUGUCUCCAAAAUUACAACGCGCAUCAGAACGUUAGUGUUGAUGAGGCUAUGGUAAAAUUCCGUGGUCGUCUAUCAUUCAAACAAUAUCUGCCGGCCAAACCGACGAAAUACGGCAUAAAAAUCUGGGUGCGGGCAGAUCCGGCAAAUGGCUACGUGAAUGACUUUCAGGUUUAUACUGGUCGUGAUGGACCAGCAGAGAAUGGACUUGCACAUCGUGUUGUUACUGAACUGAUGAAUGGAAUAAAUGGACGAAACCACAUUGUGAAUAUGGACAAUUAUUUCUCAAGUCCUAUGUUAUUCCAGGAGUUAGAAAAUAAUGGAACAUACGCUAGGGGAACUGUUAGAUCUAACAGGAAAGGCUUUCCACAUACAACUUUGAAAAAGAAGGACGUGAAAAAUCAAGGAGACAUGAAAUUUGCGCAGAAAGGAGAAUUAGUUGCGUGCAUUUGGAAAGAUAAGAAAGAAAUAUUUACUCUUUCAACUGCUGAUAAUCCAGCAAAUAUUGAUUCCUCUGUACCGAGAAAGUCGCGCACCGGUGACAUCAAGGAAGUACCUGCGCCAGUAACAAUUCCCGAGUACAACAAUUACAUGAACGGGGUUGAUCAUGCUGACCAAUUGAGAACAGCCUACUCAACCUUCCGUACGUCAAGAAAAUGGUGGUUGUACUUGUUCUGGUUUUUAUGGGAUACAGCGGUGGUAAAUGCCUUCAUCGUAAUGAAAGAAUCCCCGUAUCACAAAUUAAAAACGAGAAAAGGAAAACCCAAGGAACGCGCAUUGAUUGACUUUAGAAUGAACGUUGCAAAGCAAUUGAUAGCGGAUUAUACGGAAAACGAGAAGGCAUCUCUUGCCACUGUGAAUGCCGGCCAUUUUCCAAGUAAUGGCUUGAAACGUGGAAGGUGCCGUCAAUGUAGCAAAAGGAAAAGGCGGCAUGAAUGUUUCAAUAUGUGUUUACAGUGCAAUGUUCAUGUCUGUGUGCCUUGUUUCAAGGACUGGCACACUGACAUUUUGAAAAAUGGGUAUUAGUAACUCAAUAAAACAAAUAUUUGUAGGAUAUAUGUAGCACUUUAUGUGUAAGUGGAGUAAUGAAAUAUACAUAUCGUGGAUCCACACGCUGAUAUUACAAUAGGGUUAUUAUAAUAGUAGCUAUCUGGGACGUUGUAUUUUGCUCGAGCAGAUUUUGAUGAAUAUGCAACGAAAUAGUUAUAAGUUUUUGCAAUUUAAAAUAUGCACUCUUUAUUUUUGCGGAUUUAUAUGGCACAGUUACUGUCACUGACAAUCUUCAUUGCCGAACUUAAUAAAACUUUAGUAAUCUAGUAAUGCACACUUUCAAAAAAAGUCCGAUGUCAAGAUAAUAGCAAAUUCUAUCCUUUGUAACGCAAGUUUGGCGGCAGAAUUGUUUGAGCCCGGAGUAGCCAGUAUUUGCUGCAUAAGCAACCAGUGCCAAAUGCACUUAUUUUGUAACUUUAUUUUUGAGAUACCUUAUUUCAACCGUCAUAGUUCAAUGAAUCUAUGUACAUUGUACAUUUGUUGUUGUUAUAUAUUUAAUUCAACUGUACAGUGUAUUCAAUUUUCAUUAAAAUCUGUUAAAUUUUGGCAGACAUAAAAACAAAAACACAAGUGUGGUGUGAGAAAAAGCCUUUAGGUAUAUAUUUGAUAUUUUUCAUAUUCCUACUAAUUCUAUGAUUCACUGUAAUAUUUAUUGUUGUAUUUUAGCUGAAAAAAAAAAACUUUAUAAAAAAUACAUAAAUUCUUUUUUCUUUACUUGUAAAUUGAUCAGUGACAUUUAUUUAUUUAUUUAUGUUAAACUUUGAAACUGUCUCUUGUGCAAUAGAAUAAAGUGUUGUUUAUUAUUCACAUAUUUUGACCACAUGCGGGUUUAGAAUUGUAAUGAAAUAUUUAUUUGUUCAUUCAUUUAUUUCAUCCAUCCAUCCAUCCAUCCAUUCAUUCAUUCAUUCAUUCAUUCAUUCAUUUAAGUUAAACUUUGAAAUUGUCUCUAGUGCAAUAGAAUAAAGUGUUGUAUAUUAUUCAGUUAUUUUGACACAUGCGAAUUUAGAAAUUUUAUGAAAUAGUUUCGAAAUUUAAAUUUGCAUAACAAACGUUUUUCUUACAAUUAGUCAAAAAUAAUUCUAUUUUCAAGACAGUUAUAGUUUUUGUCUUUAAUAGUUAAACUGUUUACUUAUAUUCGUUUUACUACAUCCUCAUAUAUAAUGCUUUCACUAUUUUUCUAUAAAUACUGAUUCACUAUUUUGUAAAAUAAGAGUUAUAUCGAAUGAAAACAAUAUAUAUUUCAAGUAAGUUUUAAAGAAUUGUAUUUAUUUGUUGAUUAAAUAUGUAAAUAAUAAAAUUAAGCAAGUGAUAAAUGUUGUUUAUUUUGUAUAUCAAAAAAAGAAAUCUGAUGAGA